Messenger RNA from Gryllus bimaculatus (two-spotted cricket), 667 nucleotides. The record is from the annotation of a GenBank genome assembly. NCBI's taxonomy places the organism in Eukaryota, Metazoa, Arthropoda, Insecta, Orthoptera, Gryllidae.
CGGCGUUUGCUGCUACGAUGCAACGAUUCAAGGCGAUAGACAUCGUUGUUAACGGAGCUGGAGUUUUCGAUGACUUACACUGGGAACGUGAAAUCGAUAUCAGUCUGAAAGGAGUCAUUCGAGGCAGCCUGCUCGCCUGGAAGCAUCUUGGUAAAGACGAGGGCGGCAGAGGCGGGGUCGUCCUCAACAUCGCCUCUGUGCUGGGCAUCGACCCCCUGCUCGUCGUCGUCGUCGGCUUCUCCAGGAGCCUCAGGGCCGGCAGUGGUGGCGCGCAGCGCGCUGCGCGUGCUGCGAGAGGGGACCUCGGGCUCCAUCUGGGUGAGCGAGGGGGAGCGCACCUACAGAGUGCACUUUCGCAGCCGGCACCAGCUUGCGGAAGAUUCGCAUUGAACUCACCGCCCGACGAGAGCUUCUACUACACUACUACACUAAUGGCUCAUCGCAAAUGCAUCGCGAUGGCACCACAAGACAUUUUUCUGAAAGAGCCGAUUCAGGUGUGAAAAAAGCCGGUACCUGUUCUUUCCCUUGCUUAUUAACAAUUCCUUUACAUUUUUGCGUUAAAGUACAACGUUCCUCCCUCUAUUUAAAAUGAGAACACAUAGGAAUAAAAAUGUGAAAAAAUAACUAGAAACAGUUGCUUAAUAUUAUGUUAAGAAACGAUCAUUGA